This is a messenger RNA of Colius striatus (speckled mousebird), 3691 nucleotides long. RefSeq names its product transmembrane protein 135 (gene TMEM135). The transcript is spliced from 15 exons. The record is from RefSeq and is a predicted model, not a curated record. Lineage: Eukaryota; Metazoa; Chordata; Aves; Coliiformes; Coliidae. Bases 17 to 1393 code for a protein of 458 amino acids.
CCCGCUCGCGGCAAAGAUGGCGGCGCUGAGCAAGUCCAUCCCCCACAGCUGCUACGAGAUCGGGCACACCUGGCACCCGCGCUGCUCCUGGGCCGUCCUACACGUCACGCAGGGGGCUCUGGCCGAGUCCCUCCGCAUCUACGGCACCCUCUACCUGAUUGCAGCUAUUCUCAGGAAACGAAAACUUGACUAUUAUUUGCACAAACUCCUACCUGAGAUCUUACAAUCAACAUCCUUUCUGACAGCAAAUGGGACCUUAUAUAUUGCUUGCUUUUGCAUUCUAAGGAAGAUACUUGGAAAAUUCUACUUUUGGUCUCCUGGCUUUGGUGCUGCUUUGCCUGCUUCUUACAUGGCUAUUCUGAUCGAAAGGAAAAGCAGGAGAGGUCUCCUCACAAUUUACAUGGCCAAUCAAGCCACAGAAACAUUGUUCCGAAUGGCAGUUGCAAGAGGAGCUAUUAGACCUUUAAGACAUGGAGAAGUCCUUUUGUUCUGCAUCACAGCUGCUCUGUUCAUGUUCUUUUUCAGAUGCAAAGAUGGCUUGAAAGGAUUUACCUACUCUGCACUAAAAUUUAUUGUAGGGAAAGAAGAAAUUCCCACUCAUUCAUUUUCACCUGAAGCAGCAUUUUCAAAAGUAGAUAAAAUGAUAAAGCAUUGUGAAAAACAGUCACAGCCAAGGAACAUACUGACUCUGACAAAGAAGCUCAUGGACAAAGUGUGCAAACAUGGCCCAAGGCAUAGAUGCUGUAAACACUAUGGAGAUAAUUGCAUCUCAUAUUGUAUUAAAGGCUUCAUUAGGAUGUUUAGCAUUGGUUACCUGAUCCAGUGUUGCCUUCGGAUUCCAUCCACCUUCCGACAUCUGUUUACAGAACCAUCCCGGCUACUUUCCCUCUUCUACAACAAAGAAAAUUUCCAGCUUGGAGCUUUUCUGGGAUCUUUUGUCAGUAUAUACAAAGGUACUAGUUGCUUCCUGCGUUGGGUACGAAACCUAGAUGACGAGCUUCAUGCACUUGUAGCUGGGUGUCUAGCAGGAAUUUCUAUGAUGUUUUACAAAAGUACUACAAUCUCUAUGUAUCUGGUGUCCAAAUUAGUAGAGACUAUAUACUUCAAAGGCAUUGAAGCAGGGAAGGUUCCCUAUUUUCCUCAUGCAGACAGCAUCAUCUAUGCCAUUUCAACAUCGAUAUGCUUUCAGGCAGCUGUGAUGGAAGUUCAGAACCUGAGACCUUCGUAUUGGAAAUUUCUUUUACGACUAACAAAUGGCAGGUUUGCUCUCAUGAACAGGAAAGUUUUAGAUGUAUUUGGCACUGAAGCAUCUAGGAACUUCAAGGAUUUCACCCCUAAGCUGGACCCAAGGUACACGGUGGUACCACCGGAGCUACCGCUGGAGCAGUCCUGAAGACCAUCCUACAUCUCGUCUUGAAUGUCAUCAACGUUUUGUCCUGAAGAGUUAAUUAACUUAAGGGUUGUGUAUACAGAGGAGGGCUCGGGCUCCACUUCAGUAUUAUUUCAAUGAGAAAUGCUUUUUUACCAAUCAAAAAAUACUGAAGCUUUGCAGGAAGGUGUGGCUUAGUGAUUAAGCCCCUUCUGUACACAGAAAACAUUUCUGUAUUACUGUAGUUGGUUGACAGUAUGGUAGAUUCCUGAAUGAAUUAAACAAAUGAGUAAUAUAUUUAAAGAAGAGAAGAAAAACAUAAAUGUGUUUAACACUCUCAAAAACCCCCUAGUUCAUACCGGUAGAAUGUUUCUUGGUAAAACUAAAAGUAAUUCUUAAUUUGCAAAGGGAGACAAAUGUCAUAGUUUAGCUUCAAACUAUUACCUGGCCUUCAAACUAUUGCAGUCAGGUGAAAAUGCCUCCUUGGCUAUGGAAAACCUGUGUUACUGAUUCCUCUCAAGAGCCACCUCCCACUCAUUCACUAAAGUCACAGCAUUUUUACACAGCUACGGUUGCAAAAAUAAGGCAUUCCUUAGGAAAAGAAACUGCUUACUAAUUCAGAGGUGACAUUCCAGGGCUGUAAAUCGCACUGUCGAUACAGAUAAGGGAUGAGGCACAUGAAGAAGACCGUCCCGGUGGCCGCUGCGCUGCAGGGAGGAGCGGCGGGAGUGGCAGCCAGCCUCUGCCAAGUGGAACAUGGCAAAACCAGCAGAGGAAGGAAUGGAACGUUCCAGCCUCUGAGAUGCUGCUGCAAACAGCAGACAGUUAACAAAAAUAAAAAAGCCAAGAACAAACAAAAAUCCCCCAAAAUAUGCUGAAAUUCAGUGUUUGUUUUUAAAGGGCUCGACAUUGUCACUUUGGAUGGCAGCGGCUUGUUUGGCAAGCUGAACGCCAGCCAAGCAUUUCAGCGUUUCUUUAAAGGACAGCUGACCCCUGAGGUCAGGCUGUUACAAGACAGCAGUUUUGACUAUCACAUUAAUAGUAUUUUUUGCUUGUACUCAGUGGAGAGUGCUUUUCAGACAGCCAUGACUGGAACACUGGCAUUCAACUUAAUCCAGUACUUGGUUCAAAUAACUACGUACACAAAUUCCAUCUCAUUUUUACCCUGCGCAACUCUGCAGGUAAUAAUUGGUGUCCUAAAGAGAGACUUUGACAUGCCAAUUGUUUGGGUUUUCUUUUUUUCAUUUGCUUUUGGGGGCUUUUUGUGCUUUGUUUUUGUUUAUUAGAAUUCAUUCAGGUGAUGCUGAAUGGUGUUUGUUACUCUAGAACGUAACGAAAAGAUGAACUAUAUUCACAUUCAACUGAAAAGAGAUGAGGUAAGCCAGGGAGUGGAAAUUGCAGUGGGAGGCAUGUCUUUUAAAAAGGAAAACAAAUGAAGUGGUUUAUCUGCAGAGGGUUGGACUAGAUGAUCUCUAAAGGUCCCUUCCAACCCCUGCCUGUCUACAAUUCUAUGAUUUGUAAGCCUUUGUCAAAUAAUGAGUUGGAUUAAUUAAUAGAAUCUUUGUCUUGUAACACUGUAAUCCUACCCCAGACUUAAGCAUAUUUUAAUUCCCAUUGGUUUAAUUUCUUACUGCCCAAUAUGGAGUAAUUGUUAUCAGAUUUACAGAUAUGUCAUGAAAAUUGUACCAAUCUGUGCACAAAAUCCGCUUCUUCAUCAGCUACUGUAACAGGGAUGCUUUUUCACUGUUACUCAUGGUGCUUCAUCCUUUCAAACAGCAGUUCUCCCAAGUUAGUUAGUGUGAAUAAAGUUCUGCAAGCUAGUCUAUAUGCAAUAUUUUAUUGCUUGAAAUACUGUAUCAGAAUUCCUCAGAAGGAAAUAGAGGUUAAUUCAACAAGAACUUUCAAAGGGUUGUUAAUAGGUUUGUAGUGUUUUUCCACUGGAACAUGGUCUAAAAUGUUUGACCUUGUAAAGUCUGAGAAGUUACAUAUUUUAGGUAAUAUGUUAGAACUCACACUCUAUGUUAUGAAUGCUUUCUAGUGUAACUAUAUACUGUGCUCAAACUUCAAGACAUUUUAUAGAUGGAUUCUUCACUGGAAUGGCAAAUGUGAUUGUUUCUCUAUUUGAGUUUAACAAAAAAAAAAUCCCAAGUCCUACAUCUCAGCAGCUACACAACAGCUUUGUCUAUGUUUUCUUGCUUCCAAAACUCCCAGUCCUUGUUUCAAGUUGUUUUCAUGUAAUAUAAAAACAAAUCUAAAAAUUUUAAAUUAUUUUUAUUCAAAUCAAGUAUAUGGAAGAGGAAAAAAAAAUGAAGUCCUAAUGUU